Caenorhabditis angaria is the source of this 1074-nucleotide messenger RNA. NCBI's taxonomy places the organism in Eukaryota, Metazoa, Nematoda, Chromadorea, Rhabditida, Rhabditidae. The record is from the annotation of a GenBank genome assembly.
AUGUUUUCUGAAUCGGUGAGUUUUCAAUAAAAAACAAUUCUUGUAUCAAAUUUUUUUUUGAAAUCCCGUAAACCUUAAACUUUUUACAGUUAACAAUUGCACAAGAAUCAGAUAUAAUCGGCUCAAAAAGUGUUACAAAAGUGCAAAAUCUUCCAAGUGUCGGAAUCUGGAAUGAAACAAAUGUUCUUCUCAAAGACUAUAUCAAAUCGUAUUUUUCGAAGAAAAUCAAACUCCUCAAAUUCUUCCCAAAUCAAACUUUUCCAACAAGAAAACGUGUCACAAUUUUGACUCCCGAAAACAAUUUAUUGAUUUAUGAGACAAAUUGCACGGGAUAUGUUUUUGUGAUUGAAAAUGCCAAAAAAUUGGAGACUUCUUCGAGUAACAAAGCAUAUUCUGAAUGUAUUUUAUCAUUGAAAUUUGAAUUUGGAAUUGUUAGUUUGGUUUUGAUGAAUCAUCAAAUAUCAAUUUGGCGUAGAACUUUGCAUAAUAUUUUCGAAAAUCAACAAUUCGAUCAAAGUUUAUUAUCAGAGAUCAGUUUGUAUACUGCAAAAGACGAAUUGGAAGAAUAUGAAACUGAUACUGAAUUUGAUUAUACAGAUCAUAAUAUUAGUUUGAAAUCAGCUCAAGGAUAUACAAAUGUUCAAAUUCCUAAUAAAAAUACUAGUGAUGCAUUUAUUUUAACUCGAACAAAUUCAAAUAGAAGUUUGACAUAUUUGCCUUCGACUAUUAGAAGUGCGACUUCGGUUAACUCAAAAUUUGAGUUCAAUAGAACGUAAGUUUUUAUUUUUUUAUCUCAAAAUUCUAUCUAACAACAAAUUUCAAUUUAGAUUAACCGAUUCAAUUCGUCGUGGUCGAAAAUGUGUUUCCUCUUUGGCCAAAAAAUUUGAGGGAAAACUCAAAAAACAUCAGCAACAAGAAAACGAUGAUAUCGAAGAAGAAGAAGUUGUCGAAUUGAAAACUCCACCUAUUUUAUUUCCAACUCUUCCUGUUAGAAAAUUAGAAGAUGUUCAGAAGGAAGAUGUCAAAAUUACUCGAUUGGAUUAUACUCCGAGAAAAAAUAAACCAGAUUAUUAA